AAUGGCCAAAUGUGAAUAAUUCCACACAACUGUCAAACUAUUCAACUUGACUUUCAAUUUGAUUUCAGUCGCAUUGCGGUGUUCUAAAAAUUUGUGAUACUCCAAUAUUUACAUGUAAUUUCCGUGAAUGUAAGUAACACUUAGUGGAGUGUUCUCGUGUCGUUCAAUUUACGAUGCCAAAUAAAGGCGUAGAAGACCACAAUUACCCAAAUCACCCUCCUCACUAUCUGCAUGAGUUGCCUCAAGAAGAUGAGGAACGUCUGGGAAAGCUAUUCGCUCGUCUUGAUAAGAAUGAAAACGGUAGAAUUGAUAUUCAUGAUUUGUCUAGAGCUCUCAGAGAACAUGGGGUUCACCAUGGGUAUGCUGAGAAGUUUCUCAAAAGUACUAAGAGCAAGAGUGGGGAACUAUCCUUGGCUGACUUUAUUUACUAUGUCAGAGAGCACGAGAAAAAUUUGAGGCUGCAUUUCACUCAUCUUGACAAAAAUAAAGAUGGAAAAAUCGAUCUGGAGGAGCUCAUCCGGGCCUUCAACGACCUUGGAAUUCCUUUGGAGAGGGGAGAAGCGACGAAUCUCUUACAGAGGUAGCUAAACACAUUUGUACGU
Leptinotarsa decemlineata (Colorado potato beetle) is the source of this 602-nucleotide messenger RNA. RefSeq names its product Short Calcium-binding Mitochondrial Carrier (gene SCaMC). Lineage: Eukaryota; Metazoa; Arthropoda; Insecta; Coleoptera; Chrysomelidae. Gene Ontology annotation, molecular function: calcium ion binding. The record is from RefSeq and is a predicted model, not a curated record. Gene Ontology annotation, biological process: transmembrane transport.